Etheostoma spectabile (orangethroat darter) is the source of this 785-nucleotide messenger RNA. Its product is annotated as transient receptor potential cation channel subfamily V member 6. Gene Ontology annotation, biological process: calcium ion import across plasma membrane. Lineage: Eukaryota; Metazoa; Chordata; Actinopteri; Perciformes; Percidae. Gene Ontology annotation, cellular component: plasma membrane. The record is from RefSeq and is a predicted model, not a curated record. Gene Ontology annotation, molecular function: calcium channel activity; protein binding.
UCCUCCUUCCUUGCUGGGCCCUUCCCAUGUCUCCUCCCUCCCUGCUGGGCUCCUAUAUAAUAGGGGGGCCACAGGGAAGUCCACGUCUCCCCCGGGCCAUUCCAUAGGUGUGGUGUGCCGCUCUGCCAGAGAGGAGGAUUGAAGGAUUGAAGGAGCAGCACUUCAUCGUUUUAAGGUCGAGUGUCCGGCGUCCAUGUGUCCGUCUCUGACCAGAUCUGCUCCGAGCGAGCUCAACCAUUGGUGGAGCCAGCUGAGGUUCCGCCUCCAGAACAAGAAAGGAUGGAACGAGAUGUUGGAUGAGUCCUUCCUGCUCCACACCAAAUGCAUCAGAGACAACGCUCUCUUCUACGCGGCCAACAACAACAGCGUGGCGUCCAUCCAGAAGCUGCUGAGCUGUCCGUCCACUAAUGUCUUCGAGAGAGGGGCUCUCGGCGAGACGGCGCUCCAUGUUGCCGUGAUGGCCGAUCACCUGGACGCCGCCGUGGCUCUGAUGGACGCAGCUCCCGAACUCAUCAACGAGCCCAUGGCCGCCGACGUCUUUCAAGGUGUUACUCCUCUCCACAUCGCCGUGGUGACGCAGAACAUCAACCUGGUUCGUCAUCUGAUUGGUCGCGGGGCCGACGUGGCGACACCGCAGGUCACCGGGCUGUACUUCAGGAAGAGGAUCGGAGGACUCGUGUACUACGGUGAGCACAUCCUGUCUUUUGCUGCGUGUGCUGGGAACAAGGACAUCAUCUCCAUGGUGAUUGAUGCAGGAGCCAGCACCAGGGUCCAGGAUGAACGGG